Messenger RNA from Dinoponera quadriceps, 525 nucleotides. It is a transcript of the gene RpS20, whose product is annotated as 40S ribosomal protein S20. Bases 107 to 472 code for a protein of 121 amino acids. Gene Ontology annotation, biological process: translation. Gene Ontology annotation, molecular function: structural constituent of ribosome. The record is from RefSeq and is a predicted model, not a curated record. NCBI's taxonomy places the organism in Eukaryota, Metazoa, Arthropoda, Insecta, Hymenoptera, Formicidae. The transcript is spliced from 3 exons. Gene Ontology annotation, cellular component: ribosome; cytosolic small ribosomal subunit.
GUGGUCCUUGCAAUUUGCACGUGGAACGUUGUCGGACGUACUGGUUCAGCGCUGGUCAGUUUUACUUGAUACAAAUUGAUCAUCUCGACCAGGACAACAAUUUAUCAUGGCAAGUACCAAGGUCGAUAAUCCUGAAAAACCAGGACAAGAAGUUGCCCCGAUUCAUCGAAUCAGGAUCACGCUCACGUCCCGCAACGUUCGCUCCCUCGAGAAAGUAUGCUCGGAACUGAUCAAUGGGGCCAAGAAGCAAAAGCUGAAGGUUAAAGGACCUGUCCGUAUGCCUACCAAGGUUCUGAGAAUAACGACUCGUAAAACACCCUGUGGUGAAGGUUCGAAAACAUGGGAUCGAUUCCAGAUGAGAAUUCACAAAAGAGUGAUCGAUUUAUAUUCGCCAUCAGAGAUUGUGAAACAAAUCACAAGUAUUUCCAUUGAACCUGGUGUAGAGGUAGAGGUGACGAUUGCUAAUGAAUAGAUAAUUUUUAUUGAAACUGUGAAAAUGUUUUAAUAAAAAUGUAAAAAACUGAA